This is a messenger RNA of Musa acuminata AAA Group (dessert banana), 559 nucleotides long. RefSeq names its product protein transport protein Sec61 subunit gamma. The transcript is spliced from 3 exons. The coding region runs from base 88 to 297 and encodes 69 amino acids. Gene Ontology annotation, molecular function: transmembrane protein transporter activity. The record is from RefSeq and is a predicted model, not a curated record. Gene Ontology annotation, biological process: protein targeting; post-translational protein targeting to membrane, translocation. Lineage: Eukaryota; Viridiplantae; Streptophyta; Magnoliopsida; Zingiberales; Musaceae. Gene Ontology annotation, cellular component: Ssh1 translocon complex; membrane.
UCCUUGUCUUCCUCUCUCUCUCUCGAUCUCUCGAUCUCUUGAUCUAGUUUUAGGUUUUUCGAUCCGCGACCUUCUCUGAUCCCGCGAAUGGAUGCCUUGGAUUCCGUCAUAGAUCCUCUGAGGGAAUUCGCAAAAGACAGUGUCCGCCUCGUCAAGAGAUGCCACAAGCCCGAUCGCAAGGAGUUCACGAAGGUGGCGAUCCGCACGGCGAUCGGUUUCGUGGUGAUGGGAUUCGUUGGCUUCUUCGUGAAGCUGAUCUUUAUCCCGAUCAACAACAUCAUCGUCGGUUCGGGCUAGGACUCACGGUCAAAUUUUCCGGACAAGCAUGAAGUUUAUAUCGACCUAGAAAUCGAUUUGUCAUCUUUGGCAUUCUUGACUCACCGCAGCUUUAGCAUCAAAGGAACAAACAAAGAUAUUUUAUUUUACUUUUUCGUGUAUGCAUUUCUAAUUUUGUAACUUUUGCUAUUUUUUCCUGUUUAUGCCUGAAAUUUACUGAUGUAGACUCUGAUAUAUCAUCUUUGGUCAAGACAAAAGUGUUGGUUGUUCGAGUUCCUUAAAA